This is a messenger RNA of Mesorhabditis spiculigera, 699 nucleotides long. NCBI's taxonomy places the organism in Eukaryota, Metazoa, Nematoda, Chromadorea, Rhabditida, Rhabditidae. The record is from the annotation of a GenBank genome assembly.
AUGGGGAAGGAAGCUGUUGCUCGAUUUGAGGAUCCGGGAGCGGAAGAAAACGACGUCAUCUGGAAGAAUCUGAAAAAAACUAACGAUCUUGUAAGUACUUGGCUCCUUCACAAAACCGUCAGAAUUUUCUCGGACAUCAUGCUCGUGCUCCUCAUCGGUGAUCUCCACAUCCCUCAUCGUACCUAUGCCAUCCCUCCAAAAUUCCGCAAACUCCUCGUCCCCAACAAAAUGCAGCACGUCAUCUCGACCGGGAAUUUGUGCACCCGCGAGUUGUACGAGUAUUUGAGAUCCCUCGCCUCCGAUGUACAUGUGGUUCGCGGUGAUUUCGACACGGACACAAAGUUGCCGGAAACCAAGGUAGUUACGGUGGGCAAAUUCCGAAUUGGAGUCUGUCAUGGACAUCAAAUUGUGCCCUGGAAUGAUGAGAAGAUCCUCGACCUCCUCGCCCGUCAGCUAGACGUUGAUGUCCUUGUCACUGGCCAUAGUCAUGUGUGCUCGGCUCGCGAACGUGGCCACCGACUUUAUAUCGACCCCGGAAGUGCCACUGGAGCGUUUUCAAUGAUUAACGACGGACCCGUCUACCCUUCCUUCGUCUUGCUAGACGUCCAGCCCGAGCAGAUUGUUUGCUAUUUAUACCGUUUGAUCGAAGAACAGGUGAAAGUCGAUCGAAUAAUCUUCAAAAAGAGCAAGGAGCUGGCC